AAGUUACAAUGAAUAUGAUGAUUCUAGUAGUAAUCCGGAAAAUGAUUUAUCAAAUAUUUUAUCACAAAAACUGCCAAAAUCAUUAUCAACGGAAUCAAGAAUCGAUAACGAAAACGAUGAAUCGAUAUCAUCAUCAUCAUCAUUAUCACCAUCAUCAUUAUCAAAUAUUGAUACUAGUCAUUUAAGAAAUAAACGUCAUGUCAUUCAUCAUUCUCAUGAUAAAAAUCAUCAUCAUCAUCAUGAACAACAACAUGAUCUUCCUACUCAUCAUGAUCAUCAUCAUAAGCAAGAAACAAGUGACAUAUCAUCUGAAGAUUCAAAUAAAAAUCAUACAGAUAUUUUCAAACAUUCAUUAGAAAUGGAAUCAAGAGUAUAUCGUCUGCAUAAUCGUUGUUCAAAAGGAGAUUUAUCAUAUACUAAUCAAACGAAUAUGAUUUUAUCUCAAUGGAAUAUUGAUCCAACUAUAUCUGAUACUCAUCUAACGUUUAUUCCAUCCAAAUAUAAUGGUUUUGGUAUCUAUUGGCCAAGGCAACAAAAAUUUCUAUGCAUCAAUCCUAAUACAAGUCAAAUAAUUGCUAAGGAUUGUUUUGAUUGGUGUUUAUGUAGCUUUAAUGAAAGUUUUGACGGUGAUCAUCUAAUGUAUGAAUUAGCCAUGAAUCCUGAUUGGAAAUUAGCAUUCAAUAAAGUUGGCCAACCAGUGGCUGUAAAUAAAACGCAAAAAAGAUAUCUUAAAUGUCGUCAUUUUACGAAAGUUGAAAUUGAUGAUAACCAUCAUCAUCAUCAUCACCAUCAUAAGCAUCAUUCCAAACAUCAUCAUCAUAAUCAUAAUCAACAAUUAUAUCAUGAAAAAACCGGUCAAAACAAGUUUAUAUAUGCUGAAGAUGGUAUUUGCAAUGAUUGGGAAAAAUCGGGUGAAGAAAUAUUUGAUAAAGCAAUUCAUCGUGAUCCACGAUUGAGUUGUAUACUUACUCAUCAUCCACAGUAUAGUCGUUUAGCUUUGAAGAAAAAAUCAGAAUCAAAAUUGAAACGAAUAAAAUUAAAUAUCAAUCAAACGGAUAAUGAUAAUAAUAACAAUUACAAUAAUAAUAAUAAUAAUAUCACUGAAAUGGCUUUACCGAAAUCAAAUCGAUGUUUCAACAUUUCAUCAUUAUUAUUCGAUAGUUCAUAUCAUCAAUCAAAUAAUCAUAAUGGUCAAACGAUGCCUUUUAAAAGGAUUCGUCGUUUAGCAAAAAAGGUCAAACAUUUGUGUGGGUGAUCAAUUUUUGAAAACAUAAUCAUCAUCAUCAUCAUACUUGAUGCCAAAAAACAUUUUUAUAAAUAUGGAAAAGAUGACAUUUGU
Molecule: messenger RNA, 1339 nt
Organism: Dermatophagoides pteronyssinus (European house dust mite)
Lineage: Eukaryota; Metazoa; Arthropoda; Arachnida; Sarcoptiformes; Pyroglyphidae
Source: RefSeq, a predicted model, not a curated record